Molecule: messenger RNA, 1118 nt
Organism: Danio aesculapii
Lineage: Eukaryota; Metazoa; Chordata; Actinopteri; Cypriniformes; Danionidae
Product: CD48 antigen-like
Exons: 5
Coding region: 20-985 (321 amino acids)
Source: RefSeq, a predicted model, not a curated record
GACUGCGUGUUGUCAGCACAUGGUCUUACUAGAUCAGAGACUGAUCUAUUUUAAAAAAAUGCUUCAAAUGUUCAUUUUGUUGUUUUUGUGCUUCAAGACAGGUGCGUUUGGUUCCAGUAGGACUGAAAUGCAGUCAUUCUCAGUGACGGAGGGAGAUUCUGUCACUCUACACAGUGGUGUUACAGAAUUACACACUGGUGAAUUAACAUGGCAUUUCGUAGCUGAUAAGUCUCUAAUAGCUCUAAUAAACAGAGCUUAUCAGGCCUUCUCCACAAUGAAUGGUACUGAUGGGAGAUUCAGAGACAGACUGAAGCUGGAUAAUAACACUGGAUCUCUGACCAUCAUCAACAUCAGAUCUGAACAUGCUGGAGAUUAUGAAGUGCAGAUAUUUUCAGAUAAUACAUCAUCAAAAAGAUUCAGAGUUACAGUCUAUGCUCGUCUGCCUGUUCCUGUCAUCACCAGAAACUUUUCUCAUUGUUCUUCCUCCUCAUCUUCAUCAUCCCAGUAUAAUUGUUCAGUGUUGUGUUCAGUGGAGAAUGUGAGCUCUGUGAGUCUCUCCUGGUACAAAGGAAACAGUUUAUUGUCCAGCAUCAGUGUGUCUGAUCUCAGCAUCAGUCUCUCUCUACCUCUGGAGGUGGAAUAUCAGGAUAAAAACACCUACAACUGUGUGAUCAACAACACCAUCAGCAGGCAGACCACACAUCUGGACAUCAACACACACUGUCAGGCAUGUCCAGAUGAUCUACCUGUAUUUAACAUCGCGUUCCUCUGCGCUGCCCUAUCUCUGCUGAUUGUAGUCAUCAUCGUGAUGUGCUGCAAGAAAUGGAGAAAAACAGGUCAAGAGAGCAAGCGUUCAGCAAAGUGUGAACCUAAAACACGAAAAGUGGUGAGAUCAUUGAUGAAGAUGUUGCAGGACGUGUUGCAGACGAAAUCAGAAAAUACGGAUGCUGUGUAUGAAAAUGUCCCCAAAAACAAAAGCCGGUGAUUGUAUCUUCUGGAGUUGUCAGAACUCAUGCAGUUUUACUUGCACUUUUUGGUUUUCCUUCAAUUUAAUAUUUUGUUUUCAUUCUUUGUAUCUUUUUGUGUUAUUAUCGCUCAUUUUAUUCCAACAGCAUCCA